Aspergillus steynii IBT 23096 is the source of this 765-nucleotide messenger RNA. Its product is annotated as esterase/lipase family protein. The transcript has 3 exons. NCBI's taxonomy places the organism in Eukaryota, Fungi, Ascomycota, Eurotiomycetes, Eurotiales, Aspergillaceae. The record is from RefSeq and is a predicted model, not a curated record. The annotation marks the transcript as partial.
AUCGUCGCCGUCCAUGGACUGGGAGGAAACUGGCUCAGGACAUGGGAGUCAGAGAAAGAUAAUUGGAACUGGGUUGAGUCGUCCAUAGGUCCUGGACUGCUUGAAGAGGCCGGCAUUGUUGCCAGAAUAUUGUCGUUUGGCUACAACUCUAACAUUUUCGCUACCCAAUCGGUCAACGACAUUCAACAAGUCGCAGAGAUACUAAUCGAGGGCAUAUACAACGCCGUACGGAAGAUGGACAACCAAUCGCCGACAAUAGUAUUCAUAGCGCACAGCCUUGGGGGUCUGGUGGUGAAGAAGGCAUUAAAUAUUGCCUGGAAUAACAGUGAUCGGUACGGCAGACUGCUCGACCAAAUCAAAGGGUGUCUUUUCCUGGGCGUUCCUCAUAGAGGCGCAGACCUGGCAUCCUGGGCAAAGCUGCCAGUUCGCACCUUUCAGCUCCUGUCGGGAGGGUCGUUGGGAAACAAUAAUUUUUUGGACAGUCUUCAGCGCAAUUCAACAGUCUGGAUGGAUAUAUCUCGAGACUUCGUACACCGGGCAAAGCAUCUGCAGAUCAGAACGUUCCAUGAAACUGAAAAGUUCAUGAACCAAAUCAUUGUUGACCGGGAUUCUGCCGCCAUGAAUCUACCGAACGAACUCGUUCUGCCUCUUGAUAGCUCUGAUCACCGAACAAUCUGCAAGUUCUCGCAAGAUGAAGAAGAAAGGUACAUGCCUGUAUGGGACGCUUUGAUGGAGUUAGUCUCUUUUGGGCAAUCGAGUACGUGA